Molecule: messenger RNA, 5312 nt
Organism: Lampris incognitus (smalleye Pacific opah)
Lineage: Eukaryota; Metazoa; Chordata; Actinopteri; Lampriformes; Lampridae
Gene: dennd5a
Product: DENN/MADD domain containing 5A
Exons: 23
Coding region: 131-4021 (1296 amino acids)
Molecular function (GO): small GTPase binding; guanyl-nucleotide exchange factor activity
Source: RefSeq, a predicted model, not a curated record
CUCCGAUGGACCACAAUGCAUUUCGACUGCCACAGUCUUGAUUUGUCAGCUUCACGGUGAUGAUGGCUGACCGGGAUCACCUCGAAAUGCCUUAAUAUGUCAAGGAGGGCGCGUCCGCAGCAGCCUCACCAUGACCACCGGCUUCAACUCCAACUCCUGUCGGUUCGCCGAUUACUUUGUCAUCUGCGGACUCGACACCGAGAGCGGGCUGGAGCCCGACGAGCUGUCCGCUUUAUGCCAGUUUAUAGAGGCUACUAAAUUCAGAGAUGGGGCCAGAGGAAAGUUGACGAGUGCAAACGAAGGUGAGAAUUUUGAGCAGAGCCCCCUGCGGAGAACCUUCAAAUCCAAAGUUCUAGCACACUACCCUGAGAACGUUGAGUGGAACCCAUUUGACCAGGAUGCAGUUGGCAUGCUGUGCAUGCCAAAGGGUCUGGCUUUCCGGACGCAAGUGGAUUUCCGGGAGCCUCAGUUCCACUCCUUCAUCAUCACAAGAGAGGAUGGCUCUCGGACUUACGGCUUUGCCCUCACCUUCUUCGAGGAGGUGACCAGUAAACAGAUCUGCAGUGCAAUGCAGACCCUCUACCACAUGCACAAUGCAGAGCAGUAUGACAUCUUGCACACACCCACCUCCCCGCAAGGCCCUGAAGAUCAACGACACACCCUUUCCCACCAGCAACCCUCGACCCAUCCCACACUCCAUGCUGCACCUGCCAUCUCCCGCCUGCAGCGCUUCAACUCCUAUGACAUCAGCCGCGACACACUCUAUGUGUCCAAGUGCAUUUGCCUGAUCGCACCCAUGGCUUUUGCCCAGGCCUGCAGGAAAGUUCUGCAGCAACUCCAUCAAGCCGUCACAUCCCCUCAGCCUCCACCCCUCCCCCUGGACAGCUACAUCUACAAUAUCCUUUAUGAGGUGCCGCUGCCACCCGCAGGACGCUCCCUCAAGUUCUCUGGUGUCUAUGGACCGGUGGUGUGCCAGAGACCUAGCACGUCUGAGCUGCCACUCUUUGACUUUGAGAUUCGUGAGAUCUUUGAUUUGCUCGGGGUGGAGAACGUACUGCAGCUGUUCACUUGCGCCCUGCUUGAGAUCCAGAUUCUGCUCUACUCUCAACAUUACCAGCGGCUGAUGACGGUGGCAGAGAGCAUCACGGCCUUAAUGUUCCCAUUCCAGUGGCAGCAUGUCUAUGUGCCCAUCCUGCCUGCCUCACUCCUGCACUUCCUAGAUGCCCCUGUACCCUACCUUAUGGGCCUCCACUCCAAUGGACAGGAUGAUCGCACCAAGCUGGAGCUACCACAGGAGGCCAACUUGUGUUUCGUGGACAUCGACAACCAUUUCAUCGAGCUGCCAGAGGACCUGCCCCAGUUCCCCAACAAGCUAGAGUUCGUUCAGGAGAUUUCGGAGGUGCUCAUGUCCUUCGGCGUGAGUCCAGAGGGGACCCUUCACUCCAGUGAGAUCCAGGCCAAAUACAGGGGCUUCCGCUCUGCUGACAUGGUCUCUGACAAGCGUAACGGCAACCUCGCCGGCUCGCCGCUCAACUCCUACCUGCUGAGGGAGAAUGAAACCAUCGCCAGGCUGCAGGCUCUAGUCAAGAGGACAGGUGUCAGUCUGGAGAAGCUUGAUGUGCGAGAGGAUGCCAGUAGUAAUAAGGACGGGCGGGUGCAGUGUGAUGAAGAGGAGCUGAAGAUGCAUCACCUCAACAUCCAGGUACGGGAGGUCUUUGCCAACCGCUUCACGCAGAUGUUUGCAGACUACGAGGUGUUUGUCAUCCAGCCAAGCCAGGACAAGGAGUCCUGGUUCAGCAAUCGAGACCAGAUGCAGAACUUUGAUAAGGCCUCCUUCCUCUCUGAUCAGCCGGAGCCUUACCUGCCGUUCCUGUCCCGGUUCCUGGAGACACAGAUGUUUGCUUCUUUCAUUGACAGUAAGAUCCUCUGCCACGACGAUGAGGAGAAGGAGCACACAAUGAGGGUGUUUGACACCCGUGUGGACAAGAUUCGCAUGCUGAAUGUCCGCACACCCACUCUGCGCACCUCCAUGUACCAGAAAUGCACUAAUAUUGAAGAGUCAGAGAAAGCCAUUGAGAUGAGGGUGUCAAAGAUCGACCAUACAGCCCUGCACCCUCACCUACUAGACAUGAAGAUUGGUCAAGGGCGCUACGAGCAGGGCUUCUUCCCCCGGCUGCAGUCUGAUGUUCUGUCCACUGGGCCCACGAGCAACAAAUGGACCAAGAGGAGUGCUCCCGCCCAGUGGAGGAGGAGGGACCGACAGAAGCAGCACGCUGAGCACCUUUAUUUAGACAACGACCAGAGAGAGAAGUACAUCCAGGAGGCCAGAAACCUGGGCACGACUAUCAGGCAGCCCAAGCUGUCCAACCUCUCACCUUCCGUCAUCGCUCAGACCAACUGGAAAUUUGUUGAAGGGUUGCUGAAGGAGUGCAGGAACAAGACCAAGCGCAUGCUGGUGGAGAAGAUGGGUCGGGAGGCGGUGGAGCUGGGCCACGGGGAGGUCAGUAUCACAGGUGUGGAGGAGAACACGCUCAUUGCCAGCCUCUGUGACCUCCUGGAGAGAAUCUGGAGCCAUGGGCUGCAGGUCAAACAGGGUAAAUCUGCCUUAUGGUCCCACCUGCUCCACUACCAAGAAGGCAAGGAGAAGAAGGAUGCAACACCAGGCUUGGGACCUCCAGGUUUCAUUCAUGACUCUGAGAGACGCAAAUCGGAUGGUGGCGCUGCAAUGCCCCCUCUUAAAGUCUCUCUGAUCCAGGACAUGAGGCACAUCCAGAACAUAAGUGAGAUCAAGACCGAUGUGGGCAAAGCCAGAGCCUGGGUGCGCCUCUCCAUGGAGAAAAAACUGCUGUCCAGACACCUGAAGCAGCUGCUGUCGGACCACGAGCUUACAAAAAAACUGUACAAGCGCUACGCUUUCCUGCGCUGUGAUGACGAGAAGGAGCAGUUCCUGUAUCACCUUCUGUCCUUCAACGCUGUGGACUACUUCUGUUUCACCAAUGUCUUCACCACCAUCAUGAUCCCCUACCAUGUGGUCGUGGUCUCCAGUAAGAAACUGGGAGGAUCCAUGUUUACCUCCAACCCCUGGGUGUGUGUUUCUGGGGAGCUGGCUGAGACGGGAGUGCUCCAGGUCCCGAGGAACACUCUAGAGAUCACCUUUGAGUGUCAGAACCUCGGCAAGCUGACCACAGUGCAGAUGGGUCAUGAUAACACCGGCCUCUACGCCAAGUGGCUGGUGGAGUGUGUCGUCGUCCGGAACGAGAUCACAGGUCACACCUACAGGUUCCCGUGUGGCCGCUGGCUGGGGAAGGGCGUGGAUGACGGCAGUCUGGAGAGGAUCCUGGUGGGAGAGCUGGUGACCCCCAGCACAGAGAAUGAUGACCGGAUGUGCCGCACACCCCCGAUGCAGCAGUCGCCAGGGAUGAUGAGGAGGUUCGUUACCAUCUCGCCCAACAGCAAACUAAAGCUAAACACAGGUCAGAUCCAGGAAGGAGUUGGAGAGGCCAUCAACGGGAUUGUGAAGCACUUCCACAGGCCAGAGAAAGAGAGGGGCAGUUUGACCCUGCUGUUGUGUGGGGAGUAUGGCUUAGUCUGGGCCCUGGAACAAGUAUUCCAGCACGGCUUCAAGUCACCUCGGCUCUUUAAGAACGUCUUCAUAUGGGACUUCUUAGAAAAGUCACAAGUGUACUUUGAGAGCGCGGAACAGAGGGAAGUCACACCCGAUGAGAACUGGCAAACUAGGGUGCGUCACUUCUGCCGCUUCAUGCGGGCCAUCAGCAAUACACCCAGAAAUAUUGGGAAGGACGGAAAGUUUCAGAUGCUUGUCUGCCUCGGUGCAAGGGACCAUUUGCUGCACCACUGGAUUGCUCUGCUUGCAGACUGUCCAAUCACAGCUCAGAUGUAUGAGGACACUGCACUGAUUAAGGACCACUCGCUGGUAAAUUCUCUGAUCCGAGUGCUACAGACUCUGCAGGAGUUCAACAUUACUCUGGAAGCUUCGCUUGUCAAAGGUGUGGGCAUCUGAGUCUGCCCACCUUCCCACGUGUUGUUGAACUGACCAGGAAGAUCACCGGGGACCACACGAAAUAAUAAACAAACCUUUUUAUAUGUAGGGGGAGACUUGAACAAAGAUGGUUUUUGGCUUAUAUUAAAGCUACAUUUGCCAUAUAUUGAGUGCAAUGAGCCUUUCAAGAUACGUUGUUAUUUUUAUCCUGGAAGAUGUUGCCGUUACACAUUAAGAAAUAUGUUUUCUAUUAUUACCUGUGAUUUUCACAUUAUUGAUGAUAACCCACAUGUGCUAUACUGCUUUACUGAAAGCUAAAUAUUUUCAUUGUUAUUGUGAACGGUUGACAAUGACUAUAUUUAAGGGAAAUAUUGAACGAAAACUGUUAAUAUAUUUUCAGAGAAACAUAGUAUUAUUUUGUUAUGUCUGUCAAGUUGCUUGCUCUGUUGUCACCUCAGAUUCCAGUGUCAAAAAGAAAAGAUGAAGCAGAUGCUAUAGAGGUAUGCUUUAUAAGUAUGGAUAUGUGAGGAGGAAGGCGUUUUCUAGUGUGGAAGAAGAGUCACCUGCAGAAAUGAAACAUGGCGUGCCAUUUUGGCUAUUCCCUGGGAAACGAAGCGGUGUGCAAACCCUGACACGAAUUAAGCCGAGAAGACACGGGGAACCUUUUCUUGGGAUGAGGCCGAUGUGCUUCAAUGAGGAAACAGUUGGGGGUGGCGGGGUUACUCAAGGUCCCCCAGUCCCUCAAAUUCAAUUACCUCCAUAGAACGAGCAGCUUCUUUUGGUGAGAAGUAGUUGACAGUGACAACGUUAAUGUAAGCUCCUCUAACCGACAUGUCCCCAUUCGUGUCCUCACGUUGAUUUCCUACACUAAGAAGAAGUGGUAGGUUGUGGUCUGGGGGAAGUCCAGACGCCUGAACUGAGCUUUGGAACACUUGAUGAGGCCAUGUGAGGAACCAACACGGUUCUUCCCUUGAAUUGUCAUGUUUUCUGCUAUGCAAUAUCUAGUAAAAAAGAAACCCUGUAAACUAGGUGUGGAGGUUUCUUGGGGUACUCUGGGGCCCUCCUCCAUUUCUUUCAGAUGUGAAGGCUUUCUUCUGCGCAGUCAAGCAAUGUCUGCCUUGAUGGCGCUGUACUUGUCCAUGUACGACUAGUGUGUAUGUGUGUGUAUACACACACACACACACACAGACACACACGUUUUCCAGUACUGUUGUACAUUUAUUGACAUAGCUGUGUAAUGUAGUGUUUACUAAGUGAGGAACUGUGUACAGUGUAUAAAUAUAUUAGGAAUAAAGCAUCAUAAAAAUGCAUA